Messenger RNA from Larimichthys crocea (large yellow croaker), 1523 nucleotides. It is a transcript of the gene ved, whose product is annotated as ventrally expressed dharma/bozozok antagonist. The record is from RefSeq and is a predicted model, not a curated record. The coding region runs from base 382 to 1203 and encodes 273 amino acids. The transcript has 3 exons. Gene Ontology annotation, molecular function: DNA binding. NCBI's taxonomy places the organism in Eukaryota, Metazoa, Chordata, Actinopteri, Sciaenidae.
CCACAUGUGUGUGAGUGUGUUUACAGUAUGGACGCAGACACUUUGGGCUGAGGUGUGUCUAUUAUCUUUUUUUGGAGGCAGGAAGGAGGAGGUGGAGGAGGUGGAGGAGGUGGAGGGGGGUUCCUCCCCAGACUCACUGGAGCCUUGUUGUAACAGCCUCAUUGAGACUGAAUGAGACGUCUUAAUUACUCCAGUUGUGAAAACUAAAGGAGGGGACGGUGGGAGGGACGGGAGGAUGUCUGCUUUGAUCUCUGGUCUCAGGGUGGGACGCCCCGUCCUAUAAAUACAGACGAGCUGUGGUGGAGGAGGACAGUCGAGUCUCCACCAGCACCAGAAGCACACCUCAGGACCAAAGACCCAAACAGGAUUUUACCUUCAGCCAUGAGAGGACAUUUUUCUAUCGAGUGGAUGGCUCAGAGCAGCCAGCCGGCGGGGACAGACCCCGUCCCUGCGUCCGGACCCACCGCCUGUGGGACUCACUCAGAGAGCCUGCCGGGCUUUUACUGCAGGACAAAGACUGAAAGCGGACCCGAGCGGGACGACAACAGGAGCCAGAGCCUCAACGCUUUCACCUCUCACAGCAAUCAAGUGACUGAGGCAGAUUUCAGCAGUGGGACAGAGGAGGAGACCUCCGGGUACGAGAGCGAAGGAGGUCGCUCCUUCUCCCCAUCAGCCCCCGCAGACUGCGCCUCCACCUCUCCGGCCUCCCCUCCGUCGGGGAGGAGACCCCGGACGGCCUUCACGGCGGAGCAGAUCAGCAGCAUGGAGAGGGCCUUCAAGAGGAACGCGUACCUGGGAACGCAAGACAAGGCCGAGCUCUGCAAGAAGCUCAACCUGUCCGACAAACAGAUCAGAAACUGGUUCCAGAACAGGCGGAUGAAGCUGAAGAGGACGGUGCAGGACGCCCUGGCUCACGCCUGUCAGGCAAACGUCGCCUCUCAGUUGAUGCAUUACCCCGAGCUGCAGGCCUACAGACCGGGUCCGUACCCGAGGUACCACUCAGCAGCAGCAGCAGCACCGGACAGCCCGACCGCUGCCUCCUACGUCCAUCCACACAGCCUGCAGUACGGCUCAGCUCUGCCCGGCGUCUCCACCCUGCCCCUGGACUCUUUUUAUCAGUACAACGGCCUCCCUGGAGUCAUGCUGCCGUCUGCCACGACCCAACUCAUGAGCUCGUACCCGACUUAUCCUCAGUAUUACUGAGAGGAAGCUGUGAUAUUUUGUCAGACAAAAUUAUAUUUUUGAACAUAAAUGUUCUCAUCUUAUCCUAAAAGGAUCAACGUGAAUAGAAACAGAUGCUUUAUAAGAAACACGGCACAGUUACUGCCGUGAACGGGGAGCUGUGCAAUACUGAGAUCUGUGUGUGUCUCUGCUUGUAACUGAUGUAUAGUUCAGAUAUAUUUAAAUUUGAAUCUAUGAAUUGUUUUAUCAGAUUUGUGUUGUUAUGUCACUGUGAAAUCAGAUCGCUAAAAUAAAAUCAUUAUUAAAACUUAAAAGUUAUCGGAUAUUUAUUUAAAAAUUCA